Lipotes vexillifer (Yangtze River dolphin) is the source of this 7918-nucleotide messenger RNA. RefSeq names its product spectrin alpha, non-erythrocytic 1 (gene SPTAN1). NCBI's taxonomy places the organism in Eukaryota, Metazoa, Chordata, Mammalia, Artiodactyla, Lipotidae. The transcript has 57 exons. The coding region runs from base 136 to 7569 and encodes 2477 amino acids. The record is from RefSeq and is a predicted model, not a curated record. Gene Ontology annotation, molecular function: calcium ion binding; protein binding.
AGAGGCGGGGCGCGCGCGUCGCCGCACUACCCGCUGCGGAGCGAACGGGGAGGAACGGAGGCUGCUGAGCCUCGUCGGUUCCUCCAGCACCCCCCGGCCCGACGCACCCACUGCCCCCACCCCCAGGAGCCGAAAAUGGACCCAAGCGGGGUCAAAGUGCUGGAGACAGCAGAGGACAUCCAGGAGAGGAGGCAGCAGGUCCUGGACAGAUACCACCGCUUCAAGGAGCUUUCGACGCUUAGGCGCCAGAAGCUUGAAGAUUCGUACCGAUUCCAGUUUUUCCAAAGAGAUGCUGAGGAGCUGGAGAAAUGGAUUCAGGAGAAACUGCAGAUUGCAUCUGAUGAGAACUAUAAAGACCCAACCAACCUGCAGGGCAAGCUGCAGAAGCAUCAGGCCUUUGAAGCUGAGGUGCAGGCCAACUCGGGAGCCAUUGUGAAGCUGGAUGAAACCGGCAACCUCAUGAUCUCAGAAGGGCACUUUGCAUCUGAAACCAUCAGGACUCGUUUGAUGGAGCUGCACCGCCAAUGGGAGUUACUUCUGGAGAAGAUGCGGGAGAAAGGAAUCAAGCUACUGCAGGCCCAGAAGCUGGUGCAGUUCUUACGAGAAUGUGAGGACGUGAUGGACUGGAUCAACGACAAGGAGGCAAUUGUGACUUCUGAGGAGCUGGGCCAGGACCUGGAGCAUGUGGAGGUUUUACAGAAGAAAUUUGAAGAGUUCCAAACGGACAUGGCUGCCCACGAGGAGCGGGUUAAUGAAGUGAGCCAGUUUGCCGCCAAGCUCAUUCAGGAGCAGCACCCCGAGGAGGAGCUCAUCAAGACGAAGCAGGAUGAGGUGAACGCAGCCUGGCAGCGGCUGAAGGGACUGGCCCUCCAGAGGCAGGGGAAGCUGUUCGGGGCAGCCGAGGUUCAGCGCUUUAACAGGGAUGUGGACGAGACCAUCAGCUGGAUUAAGGAGAAGGAACAGUUAAUGGCCUCUGAUGAUUUUGGCCGGGACCUGGCCAGCGUCCAGGCUCUGCUUCGGAAACACGAGGGUUUGGAGAGAGAUCUCGCUGCGUUGGAGGACAAGGUCAAAGCUCUGUGCGCCGAGGCCGACCGCCUGCAGCAGUCCCACCCUCUGAGCGCCACCCAGAUCCAAGUGAAGCGAGAGGAGCUGAUCACCAACUGGGAGCAGAUCCGCACCCUGGCCGCAGAGAGACAUGCACGUCUCAACGAUUCCUACAGGCUUCAGCGCUUCCUUGCCGACUUCAGAGACCUUACCAGCUGGGUCACUGAGAUGAAAGCCCUCAUCAAUGCAGAUGAACUUGCCAACGAUGUGGCUGGGGCCGAAGCCCUGCUGGAUAGGCAUCAGGAGCACAAGGGUGAAAUUGACGCUCAUGAAGAUAGCUUUAAAUCUGCCGAUGAGUCUGGACAGGCCCUGCUUGCUGCUGGUCAUUACGCCUCAGAUGAAGUGAGGGAGAAGCUGACCAUCCUCUCCGAGGAGCGGGCCGCGCUGCUGGAGCUGUGGGAGCUGCGGCGGCAGCAGUACGAGCAGUGCAUGGACCUGCAGCUCUUCUACCGCGACACUGAGCAGGUGGACAACUGGAUGAGCAAACAGGAGGCGUUCCUGUUGAAUGAAGACCUGGGAGAUUCCUUGGAUAGCGUGGAAGCGCUUCUCAAGAAGCACGAGGACUUCGAGAAAUCCCUCAGUGCCCAGGAGGAGAAGAUUACAGCCUUAGACGAGUUUGCCACCAAACUAAUUCAGAGCAACCACUAUGCGAUGGAAGAGGUGGCGACUCGCCGAGAUGCGCUGUUGAGCCGCCGCAACGCCCUUCACGAGAGAGCCAUGUAUCGCCGGGCCCAGCUGGCUGAUUCCUUCCACUUGCAGCAGUUUUUCCGUGACUCUGAUGAGCUCAAGAGUUGGGUCAAUGAGAAGAUGAAAACCGCCACGGACGAAGCUUAUAAAGACCCAUCCAACCUGCAAGGGAAAGUACAGAAACAUCAAGCUUUUGAGGCUGAGCUCUCGGCAAACCAGAGCCGCAUUGACGCCCUGGAGAAAGCCGGGCAAAAGCUGAUUGACGUCAACCACUAUGCCAAGGACGAGGUGGCAGCUCGAAUGAAUGAGGUCAUCAGUUUGUGGAAGAAACUGCUGGAGGCCACGGAACUAAAAGGAAUAAAGCUCCGUGAGGCUAACCAGCAGCAGCAGUUUAAUCGCAACGUCGAGGACAUCGAACUGUGGCUGUACGAAGUGGAAGGUCACCUGGCUUCGGACGAUUACGGCAAAGACCUUACCAAUGUGCAGAACCUCCAGAAGAAGCACGCCCUGCUGGAGGCCGAUGUGGCAGCACACCAGGAUCGAAUCGAUGGCAUCACCAUCCAGGCCCGCCAGUUCCAGGAUGCUGGCCACUUUGAUGCUGAAAACAUCAAGAAGAAGCAGGAAGCCCUGGUGGCCCGCUAUGAGGCUCUCAAGGAGCCCAUGAUUGCCCGGAAGCAGAAGCUGGCAGAUUCUCUGCGUUUGCAGCAGCUCUUCCGUGAUGUCGAGGAUGAGGAGACAUGGAUUCGAGAGAAAGAACCCAUUGCUGCGUCCACCAACAGAGGCAAAGAUUUAAUUGGAGUCCAGAAUCUGCUAAAGAAACACCAAGCCCUACAAGCAGAGAUUGCCGGACACGAGCCCCGCAUCAAAGCAGUUACACAGAAGGGGAACGCCAUGGUGGAUGAAGGCCAUUUUGCUGCAGAGGACGUGAAGGCCAAGCUCCACGAGCUGAACCAGAAGUGGGAGUCGCUGAAAUCCAAGGCCUCCCAGCGGCGGCAGGACCUGGAGGACUCGCUGCAGGCCCAGCAGUACUUUGCCGACGCCAACGAGGCCGAGUCGUGGAUGCGGGAGAAGGAGCCCAUCGUUGGCAGCACCGACUACGGGAAGGACGAGGACUCGGCUGAGGCUCUGCUAAAGAAACACGAGGCUUUGAUGUCGGAUCUCAGCGCUUAUGGCAGCAGCAUCCAGGCUCUGCGAGAGCAGGCCCAGUCAUGCCGGCAACAAGUGGCCCCCAUGGAUGACGAGACCGGGAAGGAGCUGGUUUUGGCGCUCUACGACUAUCAGGAGAAGAGCCCUCGAGAGGUCACCAUGAAGAAAGGAGAUAUCCUCACCUUGCUCAACAGCACCAACAAGGACUGGUGGAAAGUGGAGGUGAACGAUCGUCAGGGUUUCGUGCCGGCCGCGUACGUGAAGAAGCUGGACCCUGCGCAGUCGGCCUCCCGGGAGAACCUCCUGGAGGAGCAGGGCAGCAUCGCGUUGCGGCAGGAGCAGAUCGACAACCAGACGCGCGUAACUAAGGAGGCCGGCAGCGUGUCUCUGCGUAUGAAACAGGUGGAAGAACUGUACCGUUCCUUGCUGGAACUGGGGGAGAAGCGUAAAGGCAUGCUGGAGAAGAGCUGUAAGAAGUUUAUGCUGUUCCGUGAAGCGAAUGAGCUACAGCAGUGGAUCACCGAGAAGGAAGCGGCCCUGACGAGCGAGGAGGUCGGCGCAGACUUGGAGCAGGUCGAGGUGCUGCAGAAGAAGUUCGAUGACUUCCAGAAGGAUCUCAAGGCCAACGAGUCACGGCUGAAGGACAUUAACAAGGUGGCUGAAGACCUGGAGUCCGAAGGUCUCAUGGCGGAGGAGGUGCAGGCAGUACAGCAGCAGGAGGUGUAUGGCGCGAUGCCCAGGGAUGAAACUGAUUCCAAGACGGCCUCCCCGUGGAAGUCUGCUCGCCUGAUGGUUCACACCGUGGCCACCUUUAAUUCCAUCAAGGAGCUGAAUGAACGCUGGCGGUCCCUGCAGCAGCUGGCCGAGGAGCGGAGCCAGAUCCUGGGCAGCGCCCACGAAGUGCAGAGGUUCCACAGAGAUGCCGACGAAACCAAAGAGUGGAUCGAAGAGAAGAACCAGGCUCUAAACACAGACAAUUAUGGCCACGACCUGGCCAGUGUCCAGGCCCUGCAGCGCAAGCACGAGGGCUUUGAGAGGGACCUCGCGGCCCUCGGCGACAAGGUGAAUUCCCUUGGGGAAACGGCCGAGCGCCUGAUCCAGUCCCACCCCGAGUCGGCAGAGGACCUGCAGGAGAAGUGCACCGAGUUGAACCAGGCAUGGAGCAGCCUGGGCAAGCGCGCCGACCAGCGCAAGGCCAAGCUGGGCGAUUCCCACGACCUGCAGCGCUUCCUCAGCGACUUCCGGGACCUCAUGUCUUGGAUCAAUGGAAUCCGAGGGUUGGUGUCCUCAGACGAGCUAGCCAAGGAUGUCACCGGAGCCGAGGCCCUGCUGGAACGACACCAGGAGCACCGGACGGAAAUUGACGCCAGGGCUGGCACUUUCCAGGCAUUCGAGCAGUUUGGGCAGCAGCUGUUGGCCCAUGGGCACUACGCCAGCCCCGAGAUCAAGGAGAAACUACAUAUUCUAGAUCAGGAGCGUGCAGACCUGGAGAAGGCCUGGGUGCAGCGCAGGAUGAUGUUGGAUCAGUGCCUUGAAUUGCAGCUGUUCCAUCGGGACUGCGAGCAGGCCGAGAGCUGGAUGGCUGCCCGGGAGGCCUUCCUGAGUACCGAAGACAAAGGGGACUCGCUGGACAGCGUGGAGGCUCUGAUCAAAAAACAUGAGGACUUUGACAAAGCCAUUAACGUCCAGGAGGAGAAGAUCGCCGCCCUGCAGUCCUUUGCCGACCAGCUCAUCGCCGGCGGCCACUACGCCAAAGGUGACGUCUCCAGCCGGCGUAAUGAGGUUCUGGACAGGUGGCGACGUCUGAAAGCCCAGAUGAUUGAGAAAAGGUCAAAGCUGGGAGAAUCGCAGACUCUCCAACAGUUCAGCCGGGAUGUGGAUGAGAUUGAGGCUUGGAUCAGCGAAAAAUUACAGACUGCAAGUGAUGAGUCAUAUAAGGACCCUACCAACAUCCAGCUUUCCAAGCUGCUGAGCAAGCACCAGAAGCAUCAGGCCUUCGAAGCAGAACUGCACGCCAAUGCGGACCGGAUUCGAGGAGUUAUCGACAUGGGCAACUCCCUCAUUGACCGCGGGGCCUGUGCCGGCAGCGAGGACGCCGUCAAGGCCCGGCUGGCCGCCUUAGCUGACCAGUGGCAGUUCCUGGUGCAGAAGUCGGCUGAGAAGAGCCAGAAGCUGAAAGAAGCCAACAAGCAGCAGAACUUCAACACGGGGAUCAAGGACUUUGACUUCUGGCUCUCUGAGGUGGAAGCCCUGCUGGCCUCUGAGGAUUAUGGCAAAGACCUGGCUUCUGUGAACAACCUGCUAAAAAAACAUCAACUGCUGGAGGCGGACAUCUCUGCCCAUGAGGAUCGCCUGAAGGACCUGAACAGCCAGGCAGACAGCCUGAUGACCAGCAGUGCCUUCGACACCUCCCAAGUGAAGGACAAGCGGGACACCAUCAACGGCCGUUUCCAGAAGAUCAAGAGCAUGGCGGCCUCCCGGCGAGCCAGGCUGAACGAGUCCCACCGCCUGCACCAGUUCUUCCGGGACAUGGACGACGAGGAGUCCUGGAUCAAGGAGAAGAAGCUGCUGGUGAGCUCGGAGGACUAUGGCCGCGACCUGACGGGCGUCCAGAACCUGAGGAAGAAGCACAAACGUUUGGAGGCCGAACUGGCUGCCCACGAGCCGGCAAUUCAGGGUGUCCUGGACACCGGAAAGAAGCUGUCGGAUGACAACACCAUCGGGAAGGAGGAGAUAGAGCAGCGCCUGGCGCAGUUCGUGGAGCACUGGAAGGAGCUGAAGCGGCUGGCGGCCGCCCGGGGCCAGCGGCUAGAAGAGUCCUUGGAAUAUCAGCAGUUUGUAGCCAACGUGGAGGAGGAGGAAGCCUGGAUCAAUGAGAAGAUGACCCUGGUGGCCAGUGAAGAUUAUGGAGACACUCUUGCUGCCAUCCAGGGCUUACUGAAGAAACAUGAAGCCUUCGAGACAGACUUCACCGUCCACAAGGACCGGGUGAAUGACGUCUGCACUAACGGACAAGACCUCAUUAAGAAGAACAAUCACCAUGAGGAGAACAUCUCUUCAAAGAUGAAGGGCCUGAACGGGAAAGUAUCAGACUUGGAGAAAGCUGCCGCCCAGAGGAAGGCAAAGCUCGACGAGAACUCGGCCUUCCUUCAGUUCAACUGGAAGGCUGACGUGGUGGAGUCCUGGAUUGGUGAAAAGGAGAACAGCUUGAAGACAGAUGAUUAUGGUCGAGAUCUAUCUUCUGUCCAAACUCUCCUUACCAAACAGGAAACCUUCGAUGCUGGCCUGCAGGCCUUCCAGCAGGAGGGCAUCGCCAACAUCACUGCCCUCAAAGAUCAGCUGCUGGCCGCCAAGCACGUCCAGUCAAAGGCCAUCGAGGCCCGGCACGCCGCCCUCAUGAAAAGGUGGAGCCAGCUUCUGGCCAACUCAGCCACCCGGAAGAAGAAGCUGCUGGAGGCUCAGAGUCAUUUCCGCAAGGUGGAGGACCUCUUCCUGACCUUUGCCAAAAAGGCUUCCGCCUUCAACAGCUGGUUUGAAAACGCAGAGGAGGACUUAACAGACCCGGUGCGCUGCAACUCCCUGGAAGAGAUCAAGGCCUUGCGUGAGGCCCACGACGCCUUCCGCUCCUCGCUCAGCUCGGCCCAGGCCGACUUCAACCAGCUGGCCGAGCUGGACCGCCAGAUCAAGAGCUUCCGCGUGGCCUCCAACCCCUACACCUGGUUCACCAUGGAGGCCCUGGAGGAGACCUGGAGGAACCUGCAGAAGAUCAUCAAGGAAAGGGAGCUGGAGCUGCAGAAGGAGCAGCGCCGGCAGGAGGAGAAUGACAAGCUGCGCCAGGAGUUCGCCCAGCACGCCAACGCCUUCCACCAGUGGAUCCAGGAGACCAGAACGUAUCUCCUCGAUGGGUCCUGCAUGGUGGAAGAAUCCGGGACCCUCGAAUCCCAGCUUGAAGCUACCAAACGCAAGCACCAGGAGAUUCGAGCCAUGAGAAGUCAGCUCAAGAAGAUUGAGGACCUGGGGGCGGCUAUGGAGGAAGCCCUGAUCCUGGACAACAAGUACACAGAGCACAGCACCGUGGGCCUGGCCCAGCAGUGGGACCAGCUCGACCAGCUGGGCAUGCGCAUGCAGCACAACCUGGAGCAGCAGAUCCAGGCCAGGAACACGACCGGGGUGACCGAGGAGGCCCUCAAAGAAUUCAGCAUGAUGUUUAAACACUUUGACAAGGACAAGUCUGGCCGGCUGAACCACCAGGAGUUCAAGUCCUGCCUGCGCUCCCUGGGCUAUGACCUGCCCAUGGUGGAGGAAGGGGAGCCUGACCCCGAGUUCGAGGCCAUCCUGGACACUGUGGAUCCAAACAGGGACGGCCACGUCUCCCUGCAAGAGUACAUGGCCUUCAUGAUCAGCCGUGAGACCGAGAACGUCAAGUCCAGUGAGGAGAUCGAGAGCGCCUUCCGGGCCCUGAGCUCCGAAGGGAAGCCUUAUGUGACCAAGGAGGAGCUGUACCAGAACCUGACUCGGGAACAAGCCGACUACUGCGUCUCCCACAUGAAGCCCUACGUGGACGGCAAGGGCCGCGAACUCCCCACUGCUUUUGACUACGUUGAAUUUACCCGCUCGCUCUUCGUGAAUUGAUCCUCUGCUCCUAGGUUAGCCUGGCCCACAUCGCUUGCCCUGCCGUCGCCUUGCUGCAUGUCAACUCAUCUCUGUGCUCUUAAGAAAAAUCCUCCAGACAGUGUUGCUUUCCAUUGUAACCUUAACCUGCUUAGCUUGGGGUGAGACUUAGUAGAAAAUGGUGCUUCAGUAAACUGCUCCUGGUCCAGUCGCCGGUGCCAUGUUGCUGUGGGGACCCUCCUCCCGUCUUGAAGCCAGCUGCCCCAUUCCGACUGCAGAAAUAUCUAAGCAGCUGGCUAGUUCCUCUUUUGUUCUCCCUCCCAACUUUCUGUUUCCGUGUAAAAGACAAAUAAAUGACUCCCCCAAAGCU